This is a messenger RNA of Gastrolobium bilobum, 888 nucleotides long. RefSeq lists its product as uncharacterized. Lineage: Eukaryota; Viridiplantae; Streptophyta; Magnoliopsida; Fabales; Fabaceae. Gene Ontology annotation, molecular function: nucleic acid binding; RNA-DNA hybrid ribonuclease activity. Bases 1 to 888 code for a protein of 295 amino acids. The transcript has 5 exons. The record is from RefSeq and is a predicted model, not a curated record.
AUGGGAGGUCCUAAUCAUAUUCUUGAUCUGGAAUUGCAUAGAACCGUUGCUGAGAUCUUUCAGCAUGGUACCUGGGAUGUUCGAUAUUUGAAGCAAUUCUUAAAUGAUGAGCUAAUCUCUAAGGUGUUUUGCGUUCCUGUUGCUUUGGAAGAUAAUACUGAGGAUAGGAAUGUUCCCUGGAAGAAGAUUUGGGACUGGAAGGGUCCAGAAAGAAUCAAGACUAUGAUGUGGCUGGCUUUUCUUAAUAAGCUUCCAGUUAGGAGUCGUACAUGCAAAUGGAACGGGGGUCCUAAUUUUUGCAUUAACUGUCCAAACAGUGAAGAAACUCUUAUUCAUGUCCUUAGAGAUUGUUCUCAAGCCAAAAGAUUAUGGAUAGAUUGUUUUCGAAGGCCAAGCAAUGAUAAGCGUGUCAUUUUUGAUUUUAUUGCGCAUUUAAUUGAAGCUAGAGGUAAGAAUAGAAGCAUUCUUGGAAGCUUCCCUAAUACCCAUCAGCCUACUAAAUGGUGUCGUCCUGAACCUGGUCGAUUGAAGAUUAACACAGAUGAACUCUGGGGUAUCCUCAAAGGUUUAGAGCUGGCCUGGGGUACUGGUGCUAGGAGAGUGGAGUUUGAAUGUGACUCAGAAAUUGCUCUUAGCACUAUCCAAGAAGGGAGCAACAAUCACAGAAACUCUCAGGUUGUUUCCCGUAUUCACAAAUGGCUUGCUGAAGAUUGGGAUGUUCGUUGGGUCCACACCUUUCGAGAAAAUAACAGAUGUGCUCACUGGUUUGCUUCUAGGCAUUUUGAGGAUGAUAAUAAUCUUAUUGUUUAUCAUUCUCCUCCUUCUUCUUUGUUAGAGCUCUUUCUUCAGGAUGCUUCUGUAGAUCUUUUAAGUUCUCGCGUCGUGUAA